GAGGGCUGUACAUCCUUAUGUGGAGCGUGAUGCGCAUGUGUUCGUACAUAUUGAUCAGUAAACAGCGUGUGUCAGCCUCACACGCAUGCUGCUGACACUCACGUCACCUGGUGAUGGAUUAUAGCAUCAGAAGGGUCCUAUGCAGAGCAGAGACCUAUUUGGCUGUUUUUAUGUGAGAGCGGGGGAACAUCAACCUGAAUGCAGCGCUCGUCGCAAAAAAGCCGCUCUCCUUGGCUCUCCUCCACCCUCUCUUCUCCUCUGCUCUUCCACGGAGGUAAUCCUUGCUGACACAAGGCACAAAGGACUAAAUGCAGGCUACAUCCUCCAGCAGCCGAGCUCUCUCUUCCUCCACCUCUAUGGCCAGGCUGUUCGCCCGCACAGCAGGAUGCUGUUUCUCUAAGACUGCUUAAUACUGUAGAUCUCAUCUCUGGAAUACCGGCCUGGCUGCCGUCCUCCUCCGCCCCCUGUAUCCCCUCCUCCUCCUCCUCAUCCUCCUCCUCGGCCGGUUCAUUCAGGGAGCACAUCAGCACAGGACUUCAGCCCUGAGGAGGCGUUUUUUUUUUUUUAAUCUUACUGGAUUCUGGUAGGGCCACUGGUAGAUUACAUUUUUUCAGCAUCUGAUGUGUUUACGUAGCAGAACGUAGGAGCUUCCUCCUCUUCUUCCCUAUUUUUGUCCGCCUCUGUUUUCACCCUGCUGCACAUCACUAAACAAACAGUCACCCCUGAUCUGUUCCCCGAAACCCCCCUGGUGCCGUCCCUGCCUGCAAUAUCUUCGGCAAGAUCCAGCUCCGUCCCCCAGAAGCCUCGGAGGCCCAGUCGCAGCGGAUCUGACAGUGCUGCCAGGCCCCGACCGUUGCGCUCAGCCCCCAGGCCAGGCUCCAGCAGAGGCAGCAUGGAGGUGGGCAUGCGCGUGGUGCGUGGCCUGGACUGGAAAUGGGGAAACCAGGAUGACGGAGAGGGCCAUGUAGGUACCGUGGUGGAGAUCGGGCGACAAGGCAGCACCACCACGCCGGACAAGACGGUGGUCGUGCAGUGGGACAGUGGCACACGGACCAACUACCGCACUGGUUACCAGGGUGCCUAUGACCUGCUGCUGUAUGACAAUGCUCAAAUUGGUGUGCGCCACUCCAACAUUAUCUGCGAUAGCUGCAAGAAGCACGGCAUCAUGGGAAUGCGAUGGAAGUGCAAAGUGUGCUUUGACUAUGACUUGUGCACCCAGUGUUACAUGAACAACAAGCAUGACCUGGGCCAUGCUUUCGAGCGUUACGAGACAGCACACUCCCAGCCAGUGAGCUUGGCACCGAGGCAGAACCUCCCGCGGAUCAUCCUCAAAGGAAUCUUCCAGGGGGUUAAAGUGGUUCGUGGACCUGACUGGGACUGGGGAAACCAAGACGGCGGGGAGGGCAAGGUUGGGAAAGUAGUGGACAUUCGUGGCUGGGACACAGAGUCUGGUCGCAGCGUGGCCAGUGUCACAUGGUCUAAUGGCACUACCAAUGUCUAUCGCAUGGGACACAAAGGCAAAGUAGACCUCAAAUAUGUCUCUGACGGCCAAGGAGGCUUUUACUACAAAGACCACCUUCCCAAACUAGGAGAGCACGCAGAACUGCAGCGUCAGGAGAGUGCUGACGGCCACUCCUUCCAACAGGGAGACAAAGUCAAAUGUCUCUUGGAGGUGGACAUCCUGAGACAGAUGCAAGAGGGUCACGGAGGCUGGAACCCAAAAAUGGCCGAGUACAUUUGCCGGAUCGGGACUGUUCACAGAAUCACUGACCGAGGAGAUGUACGAGUCCAGUACAGCAACAACAUCCGCUGGACCUUUCAUCCAGGGGCCCUCACUAAGGUGAACACUUUUGGAGUUGGAGAACUUGUAAGAGUACUGGAGGACAUGGAGAGUGUGAAGAGACUGCAGGCUGGCCAUGGAGAGUGGACGGACAGCAUGGCUCCUGUUCUUGGCCAGGUCGGGAAGGUGCUGAAAGUUUACGCAGAUGGUGACCUUCGGGUGGCCUUUGGAGGUCAGACAUGGACGUUCAACCCCGCGUGCCUCUCAGCCCAGCCUGUCGAGGUGGAUGCCAACCUCAUGACAGCAGAGAACCCCAACGAAUCUGGAAGUACUGUCAUCUCAGUGUUGGAGAAGCUGCUGUCUCAGUCCACGGAGCAGGACAAUCCCAGCCGGCUGGUGAUCGAGGCAGCACACGGCAGUGCCAACAAAGUGCGGGAGUUGGUGCAGAAGUAUCCUGACAAGGUGGAUAUAAAGAACCAGGGCAAGACGGCUCUUCAGGUGGCUGCCCACCAAGGCCACAUGGAGGUGGUGAAGGCCCUGCUGCAGGCCAACGGCUCCAUCGAGGUCAAGGAUGAAGAUGGAGACACGGCAUUGCACUAUACUGCCUUUGGUAAUCAGGCAGAGAUCGCACGGCUGCUGUUGAGCAAAGGAGCAAAUGUAAACCUCCUGAACAACUCCAUGUGCACAGCGCUCCACAUUGCUGUCAACAAGGGCUUCACAGACGUGGUGCGAGUGCUGACUGAACAUUCAGCUGAUGUCAACCUUCAGGAUUCUUAUGGAGACACACCGCUGCAUGACGCCAUUGCUAAAGAUUUCCGUAACAUCAUUGAGAUCCUGGUGUUGGUGCCCAACAUUGAUUUCACCCAGCAGAACCACAGAGGCUUCAACCUGCUGCACCACGCUGCCCUCAAAGGAAACAAACUGGCCACAGAGAAGAUUCUGGCCCGGGCAAGGCAGCUGGUGGAUGUUAAGAAGGAGGAUGGAUUCUCCGCGCUGCAUCUGGCCGCCCUCAACAACCACCGUGACGUCGCAGAGAUCCUCAUCAAGGAGGGACGCUGCGACAUCAACAUCCGAAACAACCGUAACCAAACGCCACUGCAGCUGGCCGUAACGCAGGGCCACACCGAGCUGGUGCAGCUUCUGGUGGCCGAGGGUGCCGAUGUCAACAUGGAGGACGAGGACGGUGACACGGCCAUGCAUGUGGCGCUCCUCCGCCCACAGCUGGCCAACGUUAUGCUCAGCCCCGCCGUGGGAACCAGCAGCACGGAGGAGAGCAGUGAAGGCUGCUCCUCCACAUCGCUCUACUGCAGGCUGAAUGCUUCAGGUCUUCUGGGGAACACCGAGCUGAGUGUUGGUGCAGCGAUUGCUUGUUUUCUAGCGCAGGAAGGAGCUGACAUCAACUAUGCCAACCACAAAGGCAAGAGUCCCCUGGACCUGGUGGCAGACAGCACUAUGAUGCAACUCAUCAAGAGCUUCUCUGAGAAACACAGGUUGCAGCGUCUCCAGGCCAUCACAUGUGGACAGGGUCUAAGCAGCGCAAGCCUACGGAGGGUCCACACUACACCUAACACAAUGACAAACCUGGUUCUUCCCACACCGCCAGGGCCCAGUGAAUGCCUCAUCUGCUCAGAGCUGGCUCUGCUGGUUCUCUUCUGUCCCUGCCAGCACAGCGUGGCCUGUGAAGAGUGUGCCCAUCGAAUGAAGAAAUGCAUCAAAUGCCAAGUCACAAUCACCAAGAAAAUUAGACAAGACCAAACAGAGGUGGACUGCAGCCCCGGCACUGAAAACUCGGAGCAGCACAACUUGCUGGAGCAGCUGCAGUCUCGCUACCGGCAGAUGGAGGAGCGGAUCACCUGCCCCAUCUGCAUCGACAACCACAUCAAGCUGGUCUUCCAGUGCGGACACGCCUCCUGCAUCGACUGCAGCGCCGCGCUCAAGACCUGCCCCAUCUGCCGGCAGACCAUCAGAGAGCGCAUACAGCUAUUCGUCUGAGCUCCUCUGUCCUCUCAGCUCUUAAACACCCAAAGAGGAUGUCAGAGAGGGGGAACUGGGGAGAAGCAGGAGGGGCUACUGUUACAUUUGAAGACCCAGUGACCUUUAUCUGCCUGUCACACCCUCCUGCUCACUUGCCCCCCCCUCUCAUAAAUAAACUUUACCACAUGACGCUGUGUUACAUCUCUGAGAGUCCACUGUUACAUUUUCACAAGUUUCCCUCUUAAACAGCACAGACAGAUGACUUCUAAAUUGAUUUUCAGCGUCAGAACUGAUGUCCCGCCAAGCCCAGAUGAGGAGCAGACGAGAGGAAGUUUUGAGGCUAAGCUGCCACUUUGAAAACUGAUCGGUAAGCCGGGAGAAAACGGUCCACCACUUCUUCUUUCCUUCACGCCCACUCAGCCUCCACCUCCUGUAAUCUGUCCUCUCUUUGCUGCUUUAAGUGGAUGUCUGUUACCCAUCAUCCUCUCUGGCUGUCUGGCCUCCUCUGUUUACACGGCUGCACAGAAUCGGUCCCUGUCCUCUCGGCCUGUCCUGUGAAUUAUGUUUGCUCUCAUUUGUACCAAUCUCUUAAUAAUCAGUGUUAGUCUCUGCAGAGGGAGUUGGUAUAACUAAAGGCUCUCUAUAUAGUCCCCAGCCACUCGCCUGUAUGCAAGGGGAUUUACACACUAUAUAUGCAUGAAGGUAUGCAUAUUGUAAAGCUGAAAUGACUGUGUCGUCAUGGGUGGUUUGUCAUUGUCAGUGUUUUAUUUCUCUGGUUACAUCUGUGAUUUUAUUGUACCCAUAAGUACAGAUUUUUAUUUAUGUGUGAAAGGUGGUGUUACCUAGUAAUGUCCUUUUUUCAGUUGGUGUUUGCUUGGUUAAAAUGUUUUUGUUUGUACUGAAAUUCACCCCAAGCCUAUGUCCUCUUCUCAGGGUAUCAAAUCAUUGAAAGCACUUGUGAUAUCCAUGAAAGGUUAAUGACCAACCCCUCAGCAGCCAUUGGUAGAAAAACGCAGCAUAUCAGAGUGGAUAAUGAGUCAUUUUAGUGAAGCGUUACUCAAAGAAAAGUUCAAAACGGUAUGCAGUCAUUAAAAUUAGCAGAGGUGGGCACAUUUCAUAAAAAAAAUGACUUUGUUAACUGUUAAACCAUUAAAAAGGAUCUUAACUUUGAUAUCUGAAGUUUGCAUUAACUUUUAGAGUUGUUGAAAGUCCAACAGUCCACCCCAGAUUAUUUACACAACUGUAGACAUGUCAUCCCAUAUAUGACUAAAGAUAUGAUUCUUUCAAUUCCAACCAUGCAAACUGUCCCAAUAUCCAUCUAACACAGCAACCAAAAUCUACUCAUCCACCAACUAACAAUUCAUAGAGCCACUAAAAUCACCUUUUGAAGCUUCACUGUACCCUACUAAUCAUCUAUCCCAAUAAAAACAGACCUGCUUCACCAGAAAUGGUCCAAAUCAAAUAAAAGAUUUAACCCAAACACAUCACUUCCAUAAAUAUCUUUUUCUUUUGAGUUAUAAGAAAGCUGAGGUCAUACUACAUGUUUUUGUCUUUUAUAAUUGUCAUGAUCAGGCAAUCACAGAGCCAGAAUUUGUGCAGUGGCUUGACUGACAUGCUUGACAGAUGAACCAUUACAACCAAUGUAAUGAUGCUGAAAGGAAGCAGGGCUGAGCUAGGCUAAACCUGGAAUCACGACUGCAUUCAAACAUACUUUAUUCACUGUCCUAUCCUGUAUGUUUGUCUAUCAAAACUUUACGUUAAUUAAUUUGAUGGUAAUGUUAACAGCUGUUAGUCAUCUCACAGCACCAACUUCAUCACUCUAACCUCACUUUCUAUUUUUAUUUGUCCUUUAUUUUAGCAGGGAGAACCCGCUGAGACCAAGCUCUCUUUUCCAGGCAUACCCUGCAGUAACACAGGAAAUAAGAAAAAAACAGAUAACAUGGUUGAAAUGAUAUCAGAUACAUUCAUAAACACAUUUCCAUAAAGGAAAAUCCAUGCUCUAAUCAAUAAAUCAAAUUUUUAAGUUGUUGCACUUUCCCUAUAGAGUCGAGACACAACCUCUAAAAAUGUCAUAUGAUACCAGAGAGGGCAAGCUAGUUAUGUUUGGAAAUUAUUCCACAUAAUGGGUGCAAUUUCCAUUUGGUUUGUUUACAUUUGUGACUGCACUCUGUGCUCCUUUUGGUCAGUGUCACUGAGGUCAUGGAGCAAAUCAUAGAAGACAGGGCAAAAUCACAUAUGCUAGACUUUGUGUUAGUAGAUUUUGAGAUGUCUCAGACAUGUGCUUCGUUGUCAUUCAUCAUAUUUAAAAUGCUACAGCAGAUUAAACUGCUAAUUUUUGGGAAUGACAGGUCUUGAAACCAUUUAAACUGUUGGGCAGUAACCAUGCUACAAAUCUAGUCUUACCUUGGUUUGAAAACUUUAAUUAUUUUCAAAUAUUAUCUUUGCUACAGCCUAGCUGAGUUAAGUAACUCCAUGCAGGUAAAGCAGCAUUUCACAGUAAAAGCAUCCUGGUAAUUUGGCUGAAAGUUCAAUAAGCUCUGAAGUACAGGAGGCUGCUUAGAAAGUCACAUUAACGGACACUGAAUUUAACUGAAUUAAAAGGUUCUGAUGUUUGUUUCUUGAAAUUAACAUCUACAUUAAAAAUGUAUUAGAGAAAACUAAACACACAUCUGCGGUGCACCAGCUAUGUGUAAGCUCAAACGUACCCUAGUGUAAAAAUUCAGCAAUGACACAAUUUAGCUAGUUUCAAUGAAGGGUUUACUGCUGACUUUAUGGCAAACUUAACAUAAUAAUUCAUGCAUUUCUGGUGCAAGAGGCUACAGAUAAUUAAUGAUUAAUGGAUUAAAAUGUGCCCAGCUCUGCAAAUUAGCUGCAGAAAGAGUGGAUUCAACAUUCAAAAAUAUCAUCCUCAUUAGUGAAAUGAAUGUUUGCAGAGGAGUUUCUGCAACAAAAACUGACAUUUUCCUCAAAAGCAUCCCAGAUUGACCAGUGAGCUCUUUUUUUCUGUUGGAUUUUAUACAGAGCUUUGUGUUGGUUUGCCUGUUUGUGUCUGAAGACCACCGUCUGUGGGGUGUAGAGACCAUAACCAGCACUGGUUUAAAGGAGGAUACCGUGUUUUGUGUUUGCUUCACCAGAUGUAUAAUAAAAUGUAGAAUCAGAAGGGCAAAAACAUGACGUAGUUGUGUUGCACCUCUAGUUCCACUCUCUCCUUGUGGAGUCAUGUCUCUUUUCUCCUCUCUAGUUCUGGAUUGUACAUCAUCUUCAUCCUUUCUAAUGUUUUGAUGUGUUUUCUUGAAGGGCUUAUGCAUAUAAGAAAAACUACUAUUUUAAUCUUUAUUUAAUUUUAUUUUCUAUGAUAAACUUCCAGAGACAGGAGGAUUUUUUUGUCUUUUUUUCGAUCCCAACUUUUGGGAGAGCCAAUGUUUAAGAUGUACAUUUGAAUGUCGGGGAAAAAAAUGUAUCCUGUCUCACUCUGCCUUUUUUUAAAGAUAAAGAGAUGAUAAAGGUUUGAGCUGGAGUGGCUGAGAGGUGUUUACCACGAGGUUUUCUUUGAGGAAAGAACUUUUACAUCAGUGCCAAAUCGCAUGAGGAUGUGCAUGGGCAUGCACGCCCGAAUUUAUCUACACACACUUAGCUCAGUCCCUCCAAGAUGAAGCGAGGGUUCAGUUAUUCCAGCAGUGUUAAGUCGACUAAAGCAAACAUUCAAAUUUAAUUUAAAUCAGAGGUGAUCUCUCAGCACAUCCUGCUUCUGGUGUUAGCAGUGAGGCUAAUGGUGUUAGCAUCCUAACUUUAGCGUAGUGCUCUGAACCUCAUGUUCUCUGUGACGAGUGAUGCUAGUCACUUUGAGAGUAUUAUCAGUCCCAUAUUGUUUGGAGCUUUUUACAGGUAUAUAUAUUUAUAUUUUAUGAGACAUUAUUAAUCUAGGGACACGUUUCUUACACAGAUUCAAACAUUUAAAGGAUUGUGCGAUGGUGUUCUGAGUUCCGAUGGAUUUUCAGGCAAAGGCAAUAAUGUUUUAGAAACAUGAGGAAGAUGUUUGAGUUCUUUCUUUUCUCCCUCUGAAGGAGGCGGCUGUGAGGGCGGGAAACAAUUUAUGUAUAAAAACACUUUAAAAGCAGCAAAUGUUACUCUUGGUGUUUGUACAGUUCAGCUCUUGGAGUUCUGAUGUUGGCCUUACUGUCCAUUCCUCCUCUGUUGAUGUUUUUUCAGUUGUAUUCUGUACAAAAAUAUUUUGCAAUAAAUAUGGAACUGUUUUCUAAGGA
Cheilinus undulatus (humphead wrasse) is the source of this 8016-nucleotide messenger RNA. It is a transcript of the gene mib2, whose product is annotated as MIB E3 ubiquitin protein ligase 2. Gene Ontology annotation, cellular component: cytoplasm. NCBI's taxonomy places the organism in Eukaryota, Metazoa, Chordata, Actinopteri, Labriformes, Labridae. The coding region runs from base 893 to 3772 and encodes 959 amino acids. The record is from RefSeq and is a predicted model, not a curated record. Gene Ontology annotation, molecular function: ubiquitin-protein transferase activity; zinc ion binding; protein binding. Gene Ontology annotation, biological process: protein ubiquitination. The transcript has 19 exons.